CUCUGGCUCCCCUCUGUGCUCCCCUCUGUGGCUUCCUUCCGUGGCUGCCAUGACCCGCGACGCGAUCUGAGUGCUUGGUUGCUCUGCUUGCACCGGGUAGUCGCCACGAAGGCACGAAGGCGCGCAUCGCGACCGCGGGACAAGGCGCCCGUCAGAAUACCUCGACCGCGGAGAGGAGUUCAAUCUCCAAGGCCUCGCAAGAAUGGCGCGCUAUCUAAACCCGACAAAAAUCUGCCUUCUCGUCCUCACCGAGCUCUACAAUGAAGGCGCUGUGCCCAGUGAUGCCGUCUUGCCCGUCCUCUCCUUCAUCACGUCCCAUCUCAUGGAUCACCCUCCCGCGAAAGCCACCGCAGACCAAACCGCGCGAUGGAACAGAGCCGAACGCACAGUCAGUCUGGUCAUCGCCAUCAAGGACUUUGAGAGGCUUCUCGGCAGCUACCCCUUCCUCAUGGGCAUGCCUGGCCGGAAGCUAUGGGACCAGUUCCUCGGGAAGCUCUGGGACAUCAACUCCCUCGACGCUCUGCACGAAUUCUUUGAGAACCUCCUCGACAUGUUGGCUAAGAGCAAGGAGGAGAGGCGGAGACUUGUGGAGCUGGGCGAGCUGGAGGAGGAGGAGGAGGAGGAGGAAGGCAUCAAGUUCUCGCCGAACUCGCCACUGGGAAUGUUUCUUCGCAGGGCUCGGUUGGAAUUCCAACGCCUUCAGUUCCACGAUUGCACCGAGCUGUGGAAGAACUUUGUGCGCUAUCGACAGCCCACGGCUCACUAUCUCAAGAGGAAGAUCCCGGGCUUUGGGCGCCUCAGCUUCGACAAUGUUCUCCUCCAGGGCGAGCAGGAGGACUGGGACCACAAGGGUGUCAUGGAUCUGGCGUCUGUGGCGUAUGGAGACAUGCUCACCGGGGACCAGAGCAGCACGCUGGCGGUCAGCACUGAUGACAUUGAAGUUCUGCUCGAGUUUCAGAUUGAGCAGAUGCAGAAAUACGGUAACAGGAUACCGCAGGAGAUUGCGCACCAGUUUCACGAUUUGCUCAACGACAGCUUCCUGAUUCCCAGUCUUACGCAUUAUCUCACCUUUCUUGACUCCUGGAGAGCAGGAGAUUAUCCCACCGCGUUCGACUCCCUCCACCGAUACUUCGACUACACGAUGCAGAACCGAGAUCGCAUGUUCUAUCAAUACGCUUUGAUGAACCUGGCCGUUCUCCAAGCCGACUUUGGCUGCCACAAGGAGGCAGUCUCAGCUAUGCUGGAAUCCGUCUCCACCGCAAGAGAAAACCGCGACCUCACCUGCCUCAACUUCGCCCUGAACUGGUUGUUCCACUUUGGCCGUGCCCAUCCCGAACUCGUCCGGGAUCUGGAGGCUGACAGCAUGCUGGGUACUGGUAAGGACAGCCUGGCGUUUCUUCGUGUCAAGGCCAAGGAAACGGGGAUGUGGACGCUCUGGAGUUCUGCGCUCUUGAGCGAAGCCAAACUUGGUCUUGUCAAUGGCGACAGCGUGGCGACGGCACUCGAGUUCAUGGUACGGAGCUCCCAAGUAAUCAUCGAGAGGAACAUGAAGAGCAUGUUUGGAUCUCAGCUUUCGCUUUCUGCCGCCUUGUGGGACCGACUGGGGCUUUCCGGUCUGGCUUUCAUGACGAACGAAGUCUUUCUCCGUUGCUAUGCGAGGCAUUCAAUAUUCGACGACGAGCUCAAGGUCACCUCCCGCAUUUCACUCAUGCUGGCGGCUCGCGGCAAAUACGAUGAGGCGCUUGGGAAGAUGGAGGCUUUGGAAGAAAACUCGCUGCGGUCGUGGAAGCCGAGCCAGUACUGGCACAAGUACAGGGGCGUGAUCAAGCUGAAAAGGGACCUGUACCAUAACAAUCUCGAGGGAGCAGAGCAGCUCCUGUCCCAGAUGAUGCAAUCGAGCAUGGACGAUCUGGACCCGGACAUGGCCUUCCACAUUGACACCCUCCACAUCGACUGCUUGACUCGUCGGGGCGACCUUCAGGCUGCCUUUGCAAAGGUUGACAGUCUGAUGUCAAGGCUGGGCGACGAGAAGAAAGACGUGACUCUCCGCGUUAGGCUGCUGGUGCUGAAGGCGUCGCUCCUCGACAAAUGCGGGCGGCCGCAGAGAGGCUUCACCAUCGCGAUGCGAGCCACGAGCAUUUCCUGGCGAGCGCGAAUCAUCCCGGCCCUCUGGCACUCGACCGGCGCCCUCGCAAACAUCCUCGUCUCGCUGGCCGAGUUCGAAGCGGCGUCCCAGCUCCUAAACGCAGUCAUCCCACGAUCGCUCGAGUGCGAGGCGCCCGCCCUCACAGCCCAGCUCUACUCGCACCUCGCCGACGCAAACAUGGGCCUCGCGGGGAAGCACGACGCCAAGUCGAGCACGCGCAAGGAGUAUCUGACCAAGGCGCUCGCGGCUGUGCAAAAGUCCUUCGACCACUACUCCAGCAUCGAGGACAUCAACCAGCAGUGCCAGAUGAUGGCCAAGAAGGCGAUGAUCAUCAAGUUAUCCGGGGACAUGGUGCUGGCGGCGGAUUAUGCGGCGGCCUACGUAGCAUUGCGAAAGAGCGCUGAACUGCUCAGCCUUGGGGGGGCGUGAACGGUGACGGGUGGUUACAGUGGAAAUGGGAUGGUAUUCAGGUAUUCAGAGGCGAGAGCCAUGGCGCACACUCGGGGUUCAUCAUGCACAUGGGACGGGAUCGAGACACGGUGGAUGGUGAAUGCUUGUAUUGAUAUGACUAUCUGUGGCGAGGCAAAUCGGGAUUCAACCAUCAUUUUCUUGCUAAUCUUGAUCCGAGUAGCUACGUAGAGAGCGCACAACCUUUGGAGAACGCACUGUUGCCGUUCUCACCUUCCAUGGUGAAUGUGCCAAGAACCAAAGACUUUGAGACGGAUCAACUGCGCUGGAAGAAGAGACUCCACGUCCAAGGGCCUUCUCGAUGAAGGAUCCUUUCAGCGUUGUGAACGGACUUUAGUUCG
Molecule: messenger RNA, 2955 nt
Organism: Ilyonectria robusta
Lineage: Eukaryota; Fungi; Ascomycota; Sordariomycetes; Hypocreales; Nectriaceae
Product: anaphase-promoting complex subunit 5-domain-containing protein
Exons: 3
Coding region: 203-2575 (790 amino acids)
Biological process (GO): anaphase-promoting complex-dependent catabolic process; protein K11-linked ubiquitination; positive regulation of mitotic metaphase/anaphase transition
Cellular component (GO): anaphase-promoting complex
Source: RefSeq, a predicted model, not a curated record